Leptinotarsa decemlineata (Colorado potato beetle) is the source of this 2137-nucleotide messenger RNA. It is a transcript of the gene Wdr81, whose product is annotated as WD repeat domain 81. The record is from RefSeq and is a predicted model, not a curated record. Gene Ontology annotation, molecular function: protein binding; phosphatidylinositol 3-kinase regulator activity. NCBI's taxonomy places the organism in Eukaryota, Metazoa, Arthropoda, Insecta, Coleoptera, Chrysomelidae. Gene Ontology annotation, biological process: aggrephagy. Gene Ontology annotation, cellular component: mitochondrion.
UUUUUAAUUUUUUUUUCAGAGAUCAUGGAUAGAAGCAAUUCAUCUUCGAUUCAAGAUGUCAUCCAGGAUGAAAAUCUUCAUUAUACUCACAUUAGUUCUGGAUUAUCAAAACUAUCUCCAAUCAGCCAAGCUCCUUUACAUGGAGAAGUGAUUACUCGAUCACACAGUAAUAACACAAGCCAGAACAAUGAAUGUUCUAAGUCAGUGGUCAGCGAAUCGUCUAAUUUUUUCACAUAUUCCAAUACUGGCCUAGUUAAUUUACCAAACGAAUAUAAACCAGAGUUGGCCCUGGAAACUCUUGAAAGAAAUUAUAAUUUUUUCUCGAAAACAUUUCCAUAUAUAACUUCAAAAACAACCGAAGGUGUUUGUUUAAAUAAUGAAGUUCAAGAAAAUCUCAGUGAUGAUAUUACUCAGCAUUCAUUCUUAGAGUACAGGAUAUUGAGAAAUGAGAAAUUUCAUAUUGUUUCAAGUUGUCAACACUCCAGUGAUAAAAAAACUGUAAGCAAUGGAUUUGGCAAAGCAACUCUUCAUAAUUUUGCUGAAAUAAUAACAUUAAAACGAAUUAGAGAAAUGAAAGUAUUAGGUUGUCUUAUCAUUGAAAUGUUCAUGGCAAAACAACUAAGGGUAUUAGGAGCAAAUAUUUUCAACUUCAACCUUGACAAACGCGUUGAAAAUUGUUUGGCAGUUAUUGAGAGUUUUACCCUCCCACCUUGCAUUUCCCACAUUGUCAAUUUGCUUUUACAACCUAAUAUAUUGAACUCAAAGAAAUACAAAUAUCCAGUGAUCACUGAUAUAGGAUUACCCCCACCUAGAGCUAACCUACUCUUAGAUCCUCUCUUACAUUGUGUCAUUCCUUUUUCAAAACAUUUUUCAUUGUUGUAUAAAAUACUCAACAAUCUGAAAAACUUCAAAAAUGUAUCGAUGGAAUUAAAUAUUCUCUAUUAUUAUGAUUGCAAUGGGCAAAUGUGUUCUGAAUACGAGCCUUUAGAAAAAUCAAAAAUUUCUAUAUCUCAAAGUCUUGCGGAAUGUGAAAUAAAAUCUUCUAUCAAAAAUUUAGAAAACUUAUUCAACGAAAUAAAUUCAAAAACUGACGUUGAGGUUAUCAGUAUUCUCGUACCACAUAUUAUUGAUUUAAUGGAAGAUUCUUCAACUUCGGUAUUGGCUGCUUGGUAUUUAUUUGAACCUCUUUCGAGUGUAUUAGGUCCAAACAAAUCAUCUCAAUAUUUUCUUGGCCCACUCUUGAAACUUUAUGAAAAUGAUCCAAAUGCUGUUUACUUUCAGAAUGGAGUAAAAAUAGCUAAAAUUUAUCAUCAUAGUUUUCUACUUAGUUUGAUGGUUCGACUUGGUUUGAAGUGUUUUCUAGAAAAUUUUAUAGUCCCGCUAGUUGAAGCUGUUGGAGGUUAUAAAGACUGUGAACUUGUUGAAUUUCUUUUACAUAAUCAUUCCGAAAAAAAAAUCAUUAAAGCUUUUGAUCUCAAAAGGGUGGAUUCAGAACAAAUGGAUAUUUUAGAUAGUGAUGAUUCAACAUCGAGCGAUAAGCAAGAAAUAUUAUCCGGAAGAUUACAGGAAAGUUCUUCGAAUGAAGAAAUAUUUGAAUUUGAAGAUGAAAAAAAUAUAGACCAGGAGAAGUUUUCUCCAGAACAUUUGCAGUCAAAUGUAGCAUCCAAAUUUUCUUUCAAUAAUUUCAAUAUAGAAGAGGAUUUGGGAGAUUUUAAAAAUUUGGAAAAAGCAAAUUCCCAAUCUGGUGAAUUUUUUGUUUCACGUUCUCACUUGAAACCGCCCAAGUCUCCAAGAUAUUACAGUAAUAUGUUUUUACGCAGCCAGAGCGAUGACACAAUUAACGCAGAUUUCUCAAACUCUGAAUCUGAAAAAGAUGUAGAAAACCCUGGGAAUAAAGUAUCUGAAAUGAGUGCAGACAGUGUGAUUUGGUUAUCCCAUCGACUUGGACCUCUGUUAACAGCUAAAUAUUUAUCAAAAAACUUGCUGAAAAUAUUGGCUCUGUGUUAUAUGGGAGAGGACAAUUUAGCGAGCCGUAUACCUGCAGAUUUAACAAAGUUUGAGAAUUCAAUAGCCUCCAGUUAUGUUGUAGGUGAUAUUGCUGCCGUUAAAAUUGUCAGUUGCCUCACCAGUAUUUCAG